Molecule: messenger RNA, 636 nt
Organism: Rhagoletis zephyria (snowberry fruit fly)
Lineage: Eukaryota; Metazoa; Arthropoda; Insecta; Diptera; Tephritidae
Source: RefSeq, a predicted model, not a curated record
AUGGAAGCCAUUGCCAAGCACGAAUUCAACGCUACGGCGGAAGAUGAACUCAGCUUUAGACGGGGAGAAACCCUCAAGGUCCUCAACAUCGAGGAUGAUACAAAUUGGUACCGUGCGGAGCUUGAUUCACGUGAAGGCCUUAUACCGAGCAAUUAUAUUGAAAUGAAACCUCACGAAUGGUACUACGGUCGAAUCACCAGAGCGGAUGCGGAAAGACUGUUAUCCAAUAUGAACGAAGGCGCCUUCCUAAUCCGCGUCAGUGAGAGCUCACCGGGCGACUUUUCCCUCUCUGUAAAAUGCGCAGACGGCGUGCAGCACUUCAAAGUACUCCGGGACCAGUCGGGAAAGUUCUUCCUGUGGGUGGUCAAGUUCAACUCCUUAAAUGAACUGGUGGAGUAUCACCGCUCGGCCUCAGUCAGCCGAUCACAGGACAUCAAGCUCAUCGACAUGCGUCCCGAGCAGUUUCUAGUGCAGGCCAUCUACGACUUUAGUCCACAGGAGGCGGGCGAGCUUGAGUUUCAUCGAGGCGACAUUAUCACCGUCAUCGACCGAUCGGACGCCAACUGGUGGGAGGGCGAAAUUGGCGCCCGAAGGGGAUUCUUUCCCGCCACCUAUGCCUCUCCCUAUCGAGUUUAG